GUCCACCUCCUACUUCCAUCUGCAGUAUCAAGAAAAUACAAAUUAAUACAACACCUACGAUGGCUUCACAGGCUGAAACCACAUUCGUCCCCGCCUUGAUCGUGGUAGACAUGCAAGAGGACUUUUGUCCACCAAACGGCUCUCUCGCCGUCCAAGGAGGCCGCACAAUCGCGCCCCUAAUCAACACCCUCCUCUCCCUCCCCGCCUUCAAAAUCCGCAUCGGGACCCAAGACUGGCAUCCCCAAGACCACAUUUCUUUCGCUUCUAACCAUCCACCCCCAAACAACGACCCAUUCGAAUCAUACAUUGAAAUGACCAACCCCGCACCCGGGAAACAGAACGAAACGAAACCACAACGUCUCUGGCCUGUUCAUUGCGUUGCAUCUACACCAGGAGCAGAAAUUAUCCCUGAAAUCGUAGCAGAUAAAUUAGAUAUCCUCGCGAAGAAGGGGAUGGAUACAAGGGUUGAAAUGUACUCCGUCUUCAGCGACGCGUUUCAGAACAUGGACCCCUCGCUAUUCAAAAGUUCGGUCGACGUAGAUGUCACCGCGACCCUGAAGCAGCGAAACGUCACGGAUGUGUUUGUCGUGGGUCUUGCGGGCGAUUAUUGUGUCAAGUAUACGGCUAUUGAUGCUGCGAGGGCUGGGUUUAGGAGUUUUGUUGUUGAGGAUGCGGUCAAGUCGGUAGAUCCGGGGGAGGGGUGGAAGCAGGCCCUUAAAGAGUUUGAGGAGGUCGGGGUUAAGGUUGUGAAGAGUGAUGGGCCAGAGGUUGGGAGAGUGAGGUCUUGAUUUUAUUUCUGAUUGUUAUUGCUAGCGUUGAGCGUGAUUUUAUGGCUGAGCCAAGUUUCUAUGACCCUCCAGGGAAUGCGCUACGUGAUUGUUCGUGGACUCUCAUAUAGCUCGGAUAUUAUUAAUGAGUGUAUGAUGUUGUUAUCAACUUUUGGU
Messenger RNA from Talaromyces stipitatus ATCC 10500, 944 nucleotides. RefSeq names its product isochorismatase family hydrolase, putative. The transcript is spliced from 2 exons. NCBI's taxonomy places the organism in Eukaryota, Fungi, Ascomycota, Eurotiomycetes, Eurotiales, Trichocomaceae. The coding region runs from base 60 to 788 and encodes 242 amino acids. The record is from RefSeq and is a predicted model, not a curated record.